UGACGUCACGUUUGCUUUCGGCACAGGGCAGAGGCUGUGGCCUGCACUGUGACGUCAGUCAAAAAGUCAAGAUUGGUCAGGAUCUUUAAUGCUGUCAAUCAUUUCAUGGUUUCAUUGAAUACAUUGCCCGGUUGGGUGGAAAGUAGCAGGCAGCACCCACAAUUUCAAGUGCAUUUCAUCUUGUUACCGUGUUAAUGUAACUAUUUAAGAAGAUGUCAACUGACAAUAAAAUUCCAGCUAUGCAGGCCGCACGAGCCUGACUGGCUGCCAUCUCUGCCUAGAGCUGGAUGAUGGAUGCAGAAGAUGGAUGCUAAUGGAAAUGACAACGCUGAAUCUGGAGAAUACUCUGGAGAAAACAGAACAAAAUACAGAAUUCCUCGUAUGAAAAAAGUUAAUUUGGUUGAAAUUGCGUCAAAAAGAAUCAAGAUGGAUAGAGAGAGAGAUUACGAGAAUCGUGAUGCAGAGAGUUUGGAGAAUCGGGACUUGGACUUCAUUUAUGAUGAUAGUGAUUCACCUCUGAAUGAAAUUUCAGAGCUGUACAGCUACACAGAACAACCAGAGUUUCAGUUGAAUGUGAAGGCAUUUGAAGAUUUGAUGGAAGAUGCUCAUCUUAGUCCCUCUUGGCAGAAGUUGUCUCAGGACCAACAGAAGUCUUUGAUCCUAAAGUGGCUGGAUCUGCUUGAGGUUUCCAAAAGUGAAAGCCGUAUGAGAGCGGCAAGAUGCUUCUUAUACUUAGCGCAAGGUUGCUGGGCAGAGCAGCAAUCUGACGAAGAGCAGCAGCAGGCUACACGUUACAAUGUGAUGCUUCUGAAUGAAUGUGGUGUCUUCUUUGCAUUUGUUGAUCUCCUCAACAUCAACAUUGAAAACAGUGUUGCUUCAAUAAGUGCUCAAAGUAAGCUUGCUGUCAGUCUUGCUGAUUCAACUGACCUAAGGAUAAUUUUAAGUGUUCUGUAUAUUAUUGUUGAGGUCAUGCGUUUGUCUUUGAAUGAUGGCGACGAAAAUUACAAAAAGCAAGCUGAACAUUUUCGGUCUGAUCUUGCUAAUGCAACUGGAGAAGAUGUGCUCAGUGUGCAACUCCUUUCCAUGGUAACGAGGUUCUGCAGUGGCUCUGCUCCUCAUUUUCCAAUGAAAAAGGUACUCCUGUUGUUGUGGAAAGUAAUCUUGCUAACCUUGGGUGGCAUGAGUGCCCUGAAGCAGCUGAAGGCUCAAUACCGCAAGGAUGCAGAGCUGCCCAUCAUCGAGGAAGACACAAUUGAAAUUGCCCAAAUGAUGCGUGCCUCAUCACCGCCUUUCAGUGCAGUAGAUCUCUUAGUGGCUCAAGACAACCAGCAAAGCAGUCGUCGGUUUAGACGAAGCCUCAUAAAGCAGGGGUCAUUAGAUGUCACUUUUGCCCUUGACUUUGAGUCAUCUGAACAGUCUGAAAAUGAAGACCGUGAAGAAGACUCCAAUAAUGGGAUGUUUGCGGAGAACGCUGAUGCUCCACAGACGCCAAGCCCCAGGCCAGAAACGCCUGAACCACCCAAAGCAAAAGGCUUGCCAUGGAUGCCUAAAGUUCGUGCCAAAGAUUUGGACAACUUUCUGGACAAUACUCGAAUGAAGUUUGUCGGCUUUCCCCUGCCGGGGGAUAGAGAUACUCUGAUUGGACUACCUGAACCAAUCCAUGAGGGUGUUUCUGUUCUGAAGCAACACAUGUAUACCUCUUUAGCUGAACUCCAAAUACAAAAGGAAGAAGUCAUGGCCAAGAGCCCAUUCUCUGUUCAGGAACCUGAGGUGCCCCUCACUCCAGCAGAAAUCCUCUAUCAGGCCAUGUUACCAAAUCUGCCACAAUAUGUGAUUUCUUUGUUAAAAAUUCUUUUAGCUGCUGCUCCAACUUCCAAAGCCAAGACUGAGACUAUUAACAUCAUGGCUGAUGUACUCCCUGAAGAAAUGCCAAUGACUGUUGUUCAGUCAAUGAAGCUUGGCACAGAUGUUAACCGUCACAAAGAAAUAAUUGUGAAAGCAGUUUCUGGAAUACUGCUGCUAUUGCUAAAGCACUUUAAAAUUAACCAUGUUUAUCAAUUUGAGUUCAUGUCACAGCAUCUUGUGUUUGCCAAUUGCAUUCCUCUUGUUCUCAAGUUUUUUAAUCAGAACAUUACAGCAUAUGUUCGGGCAAAAAAUGUGAUUCCAAUUCUGGAUUUCCCUGCCUGUGUCAUUGGCGAACAGCCUGAACUGACAGUAGAGAGUCUAGAAAUUGGGGACAGCCAACUAUACUCUUGGAGAAAUGUAUUUUCAUGUGUCAAUCUCCUUCGUAUAUUGAACAAACUUACCAAGUGGAAACACUCUCGAAUAAUGAUGCUUGUGGUAUUCAAAUCUGCUCCAAUAUUAAAACGGACUUUAAAAGUCAGACACGCAAUGAUGCAACUGUAUGUUCUGAAACUUCUUAAGAUGCAGACCAAAUACCUUGGUCGUCAAUGGAGAAAAUCAAACAUGAAAACAAUGAGUGCUAUUUAUUCCAAGGUUCGCCACCGUCUGAACGAUGAUUGGGCUUUUGGUAACGACCUCGAUGCUCGUCCAUGGGAUUUCCAAGCAGAAGAAUGUGCUCUUAGAGGCAAUGUAGAUCGGUUUAACAAUAGAAGGUAUGGCAAUGGGCCUGAUUCUGAACUCAAAUCAACUGUUGAUACAAGUAUCCAGAGUGUUCUUGGGCAGCAAGUGGAGCUCACUGAAGAGUUUAAACAGCACUAUGAGGUAUGGUUGCAACAAGUCCUUUCUGUUCAUGUGAAUUGGGAUGAACUUAUAGACAAGGCAUAUUUGUGAAGCUGUCAUUUUAUAAAUGAUGCAGUGAAUUAUCAUACUAUUCAAAGUAAGGUUUUUACCUGCUUUAGUCCGGUGGAAAGAAGUCAUUGUAAAAUCAUAUGUGCAAAGCCAAGAAGUCAUUCAAAAAUAAAUUAGGUAUGCCAUUAAUGCCAUGAAAUGAGUUGUUGUCGAGCUUGUUUGUCAUUUUGUUAUGUGUUAUAGAAUGUUUUCCCAAUUUUGUUUUAUUUAAUUUUAUUUAAUAUGAAAAUAAUUUGCUAAAUCCUGGUAUAGUAGUGUGGUUCCGUAGUUUUUGUCAAUGUGUGUAUCAUUGUGUUAAGUCCUGUAAGCUUUUCUAGUUGUAAUUGUGUCAUAUAAUCACUCUAAUCGGAUUAACCUUUGUUAUGUUGCAAGUGUUUUGUACCAUGAAAGAAAGCAGAAAGUAGUCUCCUAAGGAAAAGUGCAUUUGACUUGUAUUCAUAUUCACCAAAACACUACUACUUUUUUUAUUGUAAAUAAAUUAUAUGUGAGUUAACAUAAUAAACAAUGUGAAUGAUUUUCUAUAAAAAAUAAGUUAUGAUCUUACAUUACUUACUUAAGUGGUCUCAUAAUGAGCACAACAGCUUUUACUAUGGUUCGAUCUAUGUUGAUUGAUUCCACAAAGGAACCCAAAUUGAUUAAUUGACAGUACACCAACAAUCAUAAGAAUACAUUAAAGAUGAACCACUGAUUAUUUGGAAGUAAAUUUGACAUCAUAAACACUUAUCAAUCUGUGUAGUUGUUUGUCAGUCAAAUCAUCUACUAGUAAAGUUAAGCUCUCUAAGUACUCUGCAACAAAUUGGAAACAAAAUUAGGAGUAUUAGUGUUGAUACUGCUAGCAGCAUGGAACUUGACUGAGUUGAUGAUGUGCCCUUCAGAUGGCUUUCUAAUAAUGGUCACAGUAGAAAUACAAACACUCUAGCAAAAUUUAAAUUUAAGCCUAAAAAAUAGGGUAAAAAUGUCAAAAGAGUUGUUGUUUUCACAAUUUUGACUAGAAACACUUGCUCAAAAAUCCACACCUCUUUCCUAAAGAUAUUAAAGUAAACCAAUUUCCUAUGAAAAACUAGUGAGAAAGGUCGCACACCUAAAAAGACACGUCACUCUGCAAACCCAAAAAAAAAAA
Molecule: messenger RNA, 3931 nt
Organism: Thrips palmi
Lineage: Eukaryota; Metazoa; Arthropoda; Insecta; Thysanoptera; Thripidae
Gene: Strip
Product: striatin-interacting protein 1 homolog
Exons: 2
Coding region: 295-2793 (832 amino acids)
Biological process (GO): cytoskeleton organization
Cellular component (GO): cytosol
Source: RefSeq, a predicted model, not a curated record